Magnolia sinica is the source of this 1312-nucleotide messenger RNA. Its product is annotated as protein VACUOLELESS GAMETOPHYTES-like. Bases 114 to 836 code for a protein of 240 amino acids. The transcript has a single exon. Lineage: Eukaryota; Viridiplantae; Streptophyta; Magnoliopsida; Magnoliales; Magnoliaceae. The record is from RefSeq and is a predicted model, not a curated record.
UAAAGAAAAUCAAACAAGCCUUUCCUAAUCUCUUCACUUCCAUUUAAAUCACAUUCUCCCUUCUAAAACAAGAACAACAUUACAAACCAUUAAACCCAAGAGAGAGAGAACCCAUGAAGCUGGACAGAGAAGUCUCUCACCCCAUUCACCCCCAACACAGACUCAAGAUCGAGUACACCGAGAAACCAUUCAGCUGCGAUGGGUGUAAGGAAGCCGGCAUCGGCCUCAAAUACAAAUGCGAUGCCUGCGAGUUCGACCUGCACAAAGCAUGUGCACUCGCACCGCCGGCGAUAUCUCAUCCAUUCUACAAGAAAUGCGACUUCCGCUUCUACAAGAAGCCUCCUGGCACCGUGAUGCGUAUCUGUGAUGCGUGCAGCAAAGAUGUUCAGGGGUUCGUGUAUCACUGCAAUCGGUGCGGAUUCGACCUGCACCCAUGUUGUGCCAACCUCCCACAGACACUCGACGAUGGAGAACGCAACCUCUACCUUUGCAUGAAGCUGUCGAGCGCUUGCCAUUGUUGUGGUGGGAAGGGGCCAGGAUGGUCUUACAGGUCUGAGUGCAAGAACUAUAACCUUCAUGUGUCAUGUGUGAAGGAGCUGCUUGUAGAGAGCUGGCAAGCUAUGUAUCUGAACGGAGAUAAGAACAAGGUAAGAGAGAUGCAAACAAGGAUUCCAAGCCUCAGAGGGAUGAUGGUGAAUCAUCAUAGAGGGAGAGGUGGGAAGGUGAGGAGGUGCUGUCAGAUCGCUGGUGGAGCUGUCCGCGUUAUAGUUUCGGCCAUUCUUGGAGAUCCAACGGCUAUCAUUGCUGCUGUGGUUGGAGGGUUCAUAUCCAAGUAGUAGGGGCACAAGGCCCCCACACGUGCAAAACUAUCAUGUGGUUGCUAGAUCCUGGCCGUUCGUCAUGUGGGCCUCGUGGCGAGUUUGCCUGAGCCUGAAAGUGGGGCUGGCUCGUUUAUUUGGUGCUCGCUCGUGUGCAUUGAGUUUAGGCGUUGGUUAUUUGUUUCAGCACAUGUGGCCCAAUAUAAAAAUGAGCCAGCUUGGUCUUAGGGAUUAGUGGGCAUUUCGCUAUGAUGUCUGGUGAAUGAACGGCCUGGAUCUUGUACACGUGUCAAACGUUUGCACAUGGGGGAUCUUGUGUUUGGAGUAUGCAGAUGGGCCUUCACAUAGCAUCCCUAAAUUAGAAGGAUGGUGUUUGGUAUUUCUCUUCUCCGUGUUUGGAUUUAGGACACUUGAAUAUAUGUACAUAUGUUUGCUGUUUGUGAUGUAUGCUUGCUGUUGUUCUCCUUAUUUUUAUGCGAUAGAUUUGUUGUUCA